Molecule: messenger RNA, 1270 nt
Organism: Melopsittacus undulatus (budgerigar)
Lineage: Eukaryota; Metazoa; Chordata; Aves; Psittaciformes; Psittaculidae
Gene: SYNDIG1
Product: synapse differentiation inducing 1
Exons: 4
Coding region: 275-1051 (258 amino acids)
Biological process (GO): synaptic vesicle clustering; positive regulation of synapse assembly
Cellular component (GO): postsynaptic density membrane; synaptic vesicle membrane; excitatory synapse
Source: RefSeq, a predicted model, not a curated record
UCGCCGCCCGCUAGCCCUGCCCGGUCCCCGGUCUUCAGCCUCCGGUCCCGGUUCCUGCCUGUCGGGAUGGUGCCGGUGUCCCCGGCCGGGCGCUGAGCCGGUCCCCCCCGGCCGCCCCUCCUGCAGCCCCCGGCGGAUGGGAGGGAGGGAGCGAGGGAGCACCGCGCUGCGGGUCACCUUGCAGGAAAAUGGGAGCCACUGCCCCAGUGUGACCUGCAUCUAAGGUACAAGAAAACAAAGACCAUUUGUCCUACUCCCUCGGACACCUCCCAGUAUGGAUGGCUUGGUGGAGCAGAACAGUGUGCUAAUGCACAAUAAGAUCACUGAAGCCGGGAAAAGGAAUGGUUUAAUUAAUACAAGGAACUUGGUGGCAGAGAGCCGAGACGGGCUGGUCUCCGUGUACCCCACCCCACAGUACCAGAGCCACCGAGCAGGCAGUCUUUCCUCUCCGGGCUGCCUAGAGAAUGGCAGGAAUGACCCUGUACAGCAGCUCCUGGACCCCAACAUGCUGCAGCAGACAGUGGAGUCUCACUACCGGCCCAACAUCAUCCUCUACUCAGAGAAUGUGCUGCGCUCAUGGGGCGAGAGCAUCAGCUCGGAGUGCUGUGAAACUACCUUCAUCGAGGACCGCUCUCCCACCAAAGACAGCCUGGAGUACACGGACAGCAAGUUCAUCGACCUCUCAGCAGAUGACAUCAAGAUUCACACCCUCUCCUAUGAUGUGGAGGAAGAGGAGGAUUUCCAGGAGCUAGAGAGUGAUUACUCAAGUGACACCGAAAGUGAAGACAAUUUCCUGAUGAUGCCACCAAGAGACCAUCUCGGCCUCACUGUGUUCUCCAUGCUCUGCUGCUUCUGGCCACUGGGGAUUGCUGCCUUUUAUCUGUCUCAUGAGACAAACAAAGCAGUUGCCAAGGGGGACUUCCACCAUGCAAGCUCCAGCUCCCGGCGAGCGCUCUUCCUGGCUGUCCUGUCCAUCACAAUCGGAACUGGCAUCUACGUUGGGGUGGCCGUGGCUCUUAUUGCCUAUUUGUCCAAAAACAAUCAUUUAUGAGCCUCAGGAAAGGGGGAGAACCAGCCACCCGGCGCCUGCACUGCAGAACCCCCCAGCAGAUCAGACUGCAUGACUUACCACAAAGAUGAAGAGACAAACACCUUCUGGGGGCAGGUACAGGAUAACGUGGGCUUGUGCAUUAUUGUAGGGUGGGAAGCUGGCUGGGGGGAUAGUUCUGCAGUCUGUGAUGCACAAGUCUUGCUUCUCUUCAUGACCCCC